Paramecium sonneborni is the source of this 1666-nucleotide messenger RNA. The record is from the annotation of a GenBank genome assembly. NCBI's taxonomy places the organism in Eukaryota, Ciliophora, Oligohymenophorea, Peniculida, Parameciidae.
AUGUAAUUCGACAUUCGAAAUGAUAAAGCUUCAGAAGAUUAAAAUUAAACUCUUGUAAAUGAAUAAGAAUGUUAAAGUUGUUAGAAGCAAGAUCUCAUAAAAGUGCUUCCUUUAAAACAAAUUUAAAAGAGUAGAAAAUAGUUGAAAAGAAAAACAACAAUCUUUGAUGAUGAGGAGAAUGGUUUUAAAAAUCCUUUUGAAGAUAGUAGAGUUACAAGAAUGAUAUUCGAAAAAGGUAGAACUGUAGAAUUAGCAAGAUUUUGUUUAAUAGUGGCAACCGUAAUUCUUAACAUCUUAGAAGUAUAUUUAUUUUGAUUUAGUAUGAAUAUAGCUUUUCAACUUAUCUUACAAAGAACUUAGAUUAUGAAUUGACUAUAUUGCUAUUUGUUAUUUUCUCGAUGUCAAUAAUAAUAAUAUUAUUAACUAUCCUUACUUAUCAAAUCGACCUAGAAUAUCGAAAGUGUUCUAGGACAAUCUCUCAAAAAGCUACUUUAAUAGAAACUGACCUUAUAUGGUAUUUACUAGUUGAAAUAAUAAUAAUUUUACCAACAUCAAACCCCUUUACAAGAAAUCAAUAUAUAGUAUUUAUUCAAAGAGGAUCUGGUGAGGUAAGAUUUUAUACAAUCAAUGAGAUAUUCACAUAUAUAAUGUUCUUUCGUUUAUAUUUGCUUCUCAAUAUAGGAUUCAAAUUUUAAACUUAUUAUUCAAAUAGAAAUGGAAGAUUGUGGUAAUUUAUUUGUCUAUGUUAAUUUAAAGUCGGUUAUAUCAAACUCGUUUUAGUACUCAUUUAAUGUUAAAGCUUUGCAUAAGGCAAUUUCCAUUUCAUACUUUAAGUUGGUUAUUCAUAGUUGGUUUAAUACAGUAUACUUACUAGUUAGAAAUAGCUGAACGAUCAUUGUUAAGAACAUUUGAAUAUAUAAAUACUGAGAAUAUAAGUAAAAGUUUGUGGGUUACAAUGAUUACUAUAGCAACUGUAGGAUAUGGAGAUUUCUAUCCUUAUACAGAUUUAGGAAGGAUUUCUCUAGGAUUAGGAUUAUUUUAUGGUGUUUCUAUAACUUCUCUAUUUACUGCUAUUUUAUAUAAUAUGCUUUAACCUGAUGUUGGAGAAUCUAAAUCUUGGGCUUUAUUAGAAAAAACUCAAAUUACUAAAAAUAUGAAAUAAGCUAGUUCAAAUAUAUUUUUUUAUUUUUAUAAAUUAAAAAAACAGAGGAUAGUUGCAAAACGGUUGAAUCUUCAAGAGAAUCUUAGUGGUAUUCUAUCUAAUUUAGAAAAUUAUUUAUCAGAUGUUGGAAUAAUGAGAAGGUAUUUAAUUCAAUUUAAUAUUUAUUAUAGAAUGUAUAGAGAUAUUGAUGGAGAAGAAUUUAUGGAAAUGGUUAAGAGAAAAUUUGAUGAUUCUAAUCACAGUUUUAAAGAUUUAAAAAUUGAUUUAUAAGAAAUGAUGGAAUAACAUUAAUUAAUAAGAAAUUGUUUAGAAAAAAAUUAAGAUUCUAAAUUAUUUAAAGUUAAACCAUUUGAAUAUUAAAACUUACACUAAGGUUAAUUUAGUUCUCCUUAAAGUUAUUAAUAUAAAUUAAAUACUGAAGAUUAACUUAGUAAAGAUGAUGAUUUUUUUGAAAACUUAGAAGAAUCAAAUAGAGAUUCAUGUCUAAUGAGCUUUCAUGAUUGA